CUAAUGUAUUAGAGGUUGUACACCACCAGUUUUAUAUUUGGACUAUACGUUCAUUCUUUUUGAAUGACGGUUUUUUGGAUGUCUUCUGUUAAUCCUAUUUGUAUUUGCUCACACUGAAUCAUUUGUGAAUAACCUAUCUGGUUAAUAAAUCAAUCCAACUAAACUGAACUAAGCAGUAGCUGAAUUAAUUUAUUCAUAAAUAAAUGCAUGGAUGCAAUUUAUGUUAAUAGAUUUACUGCAUUAACUAGUAAUAUAGUAGAAUGCUUACAUCCUUAUUUACUUCUUGACAAUACCCUAGUUUGACAGUAAACACCGGGUGACAUGUAUGACGUUCUCUCAAGUUAGUCCAUGUUUUCAAUGUUCACCUUUACCCUUUACCUUAAGUGCAUCAUUAGUACCAAGUUGCAUUUUUUUGUCUCAUGUCUCUCUUUACCAUGUGUAGGGGGAAUUUGAUAUACUUUAUCGGUACUCGACGAUCAAGUCAUACUCUAAAACUGUCCAUAUGCUUAUGAAUCUACCACAUUCUUCAAAAUUCUCUAACUGUCUUGGAAAUAAUUUAUAUUUUAGAUUUAGAUGACCAAUACUUGGAGUACUCUUUGUUUAUCAAAGUUCUCUAAACAACUUAAUGUUCUUAAAAAGCCAUCUUUACCUGUGACCAAUCGCAUAAGUUUAAUUAACAUAUAUUAUGUUUUGUCACCUGGAGGCGUUCUUUCCACUCCUGUUUCUGCUGUUUAUCAAAAAUUGAUAAAAAAUGUCCAAGAUAUAAUUAUGCCAAAUACUGCUUUGCUGUAUCCUCUUCCGAGAAAGCAAUUUUCGGCUGAAUUAUGGGUUACCUCUGGAAAGUUGCUAGUGGUUCUUGAAUCUUCGUUAUUUAGUGAGCAUGUACCUCACUUAUCAGACUUUCAAAAGGACCUCACAACUAUCACUGAAUACAUUGCCAAAGGUGGACGUGUUUUAUUAUUUUUAAAUACAAACGGUCUGAAUAAUUUCCCUUCAAAUAGUCUUGCUCAUUAUGCUUUAUUUUCAAAUCACUCUGAUAGUCUUUUGAAAAAUAAUAAUUCAUAUUGGAAAUGGAUGUAUAAAAAUUCAAUUCUGAUUGGUCGAUAUGAUCAUCUGGACAGUGAGAAUGAAGUUGAAAAUAACCAACCAUCAAUUGCUGUUCUCAGUAUUGAUUGUUUGGAAACUGGAACAACACAUUUGGAAAAAGCUUUAAACCUUCUUGGAAUACCAUGUGUUAAUCUGGAGAACAAUACACAUCAUCAACUACUACUAUCCGAUACCUUAUCUUCAGUUCAUUUAUCUAAUUGGGAAACUUUAUAUUGUUACACACCAGACUCUGAGAGAAAGAAGACUGUUGAUUUUAUCAUAAAAGAAUGUUCAACGAAAGAAUGCACAAAAGAGAUUUCUUAUUGUUCUACUCUAUCUGAUCUUCCAUUAGGCUUUAAAUGGACAGAUUAUUUUGCAAAUCUUCAUACGGAACAUUUAGGUAAAUUAAUUAUUUGGUCUAAUUCAAUGGAAUCUAGUUGGGAUUUCUGUCAUCAAUUCUUUGAACAAAUCCAUCCAAAUUCUGGUCUAUUGGUAUGUUCAGAUAUUCAAACUAAAGGGAAAGGUCGAGGAGAGAAUAAAUGGAUUAGUCCCGUUGGUCAAGCUGCAUUUACAUUCCAUGUAACAUUAUCCACUUGUAAUAGCCAAAUGUUUAUGAAUGGUGUUAGCUGUAUACAGCAUAUUGUUGCGCUGAGUAUAGUUUUGGGUUGUAGGCAUUUAAUUGCAGAACAUUUGAACAUCAUUACGAGUGGAACUGAUUUUUCUGAUAUCAGUGAAGAAUUUCUUGUUGAUCUUCAAUAUCAUGGACCUAAAAUCCUUGUUAAAUGGCCAAACGAUGUUUACGUUGUCGAUGAUCAUAAUACUAAUAAUAAUAAUAAUUGUGGAAAUGAUCAACUUACCACCAAUUUAACGCUUUUGCAACAAAAUAUUAUUGGAAAAUUAGCUGGUGUAUUAGUUCAUUGUCGUUCAAUCAAUUCAAACCACGUGGAAUUAUUGAUUGGCUGUGGUAUUAAUGCAUUCAAUGAAUUACCAACAAUAUGCUUAGAACAAGUAUUAAUCAAAUCACAUCCGAGUCAUAUGAAACCGACAUUUUCAAUUGGCAAGUUAAUUUCACUUGUCAUAAGUUACAUGGAACGAAUAAUCAUGAAAAUUUAUAGUGCCAAUUCAAAUUACAAUCUUGAAUGGGCACUUGAUUUAUACACGAAAUGCUGGAUUCAUACUAAUCAACUCGUACAACUUAAUAAUAACAAUUCAAUGUUCAAUGAAAAUAACACUGAAUCAACUGAUCAACCAGAGUCAAUUAGUAGUAGUACUAUGAAUACUUAUCGAAUUAUUGGUUUAGACAAGUAUGGUUAUCUACUAGUAGAAGAUAUUGAUACUGGAAUUCAGCAUAAAUUACAUCCCGAUGGUAAUUCCAUGGAUAUGAUGAGUGGUUUAAUUAUUGCUAAAUGAGGAAAAGAUGACAUUGCGAAUAAAACAAUUCAAUCCAAUCACAUGAUCGACUAGCCACUACCACGUGUCGCUUUACUGUCUAGUCAUUUUUAUAUACUCAUAUUUUUUAAUUUGAAUAUUAUUUGUUGAGUAAAGCUUGAUGGACGACAAUCUAAGUGAAGACAAUACUUUUUCUUUGUUUAUAUGUUCUUUUGUACGUUUCUUUUGCUUAAUAGUAUUAUAUUUUUGUAAUAUAUUUGAAGCAACAAAGAUAGAU
Molecule: messenger RNA, 2752 nt
Organism: Schistosoma turkestanicum
Lineage: Eukaryota; Metazoa; Platyhelminthes; Trematoda; Strigeidida; Schistosomatidae
Source: the annotation of a GenBank genome assembly